Molecule: messenger RNA, 720 nt
Organism: Pneumocystis jirovecii RU7
Lineage: Eukaryota; Fungi; Ascomycota; Pneumocystomycetes; Pneumocystales; Pneumocystaceae
Product: exosome non-catalytic core subunit SKI6
Exons: 6
Coding region: 1-720 (239 amino acids)
Biological process (GO): poly(A)-dependent snoRNA 3'-end processing; U4 snRNA 3'-end processing; rRNA catabolic process
Cellular component (GO): nucleolus; cytoplasmic exosome (RNase complex); nuclear exosome (RNase complex)
Source: RefSeq, a predicted model, not a curated record
AUGUCUUUAGAAAUUUUGUCAAUAGAGGGGUUUCGUAUAGAUGGACGACGGUGGAAUGAAUUGAGACACUUUACAGCUAAAGUAGAUAUUGACAAUUUUGCAGAUGGCAGUUCAUAUGUUGAACAAGGAAAUACUAAAGUAAUAUGUAUGGUUCACGGGCCAAUUGAGCCGAACACAAAAAGUAAGGUGUCUCUUGAUCGAGAGCGUAUUACGAUAGAUAUCAGUAUUGCAGCGUUUAGUUCAGUUGAAAGGAAGAAAAGAACUAAAUCAGACAAACGAAUUCAAGAAUAUGUUGCAUGUAUACAAAAGGUGUUUGAAAAAGCUAUUCAAACAGGACUUCAUCCUCGUAGUGAGAUCAAUAUAUGUAUUCAAGUAUUAGCACAAGAUGGAGGCAUGUUUAAUAGGAUAUUGCAGACAUGUAUUAAUGCAGUUUCAUUGGCUUUGAUUAAUGCGGGUAUUCCUAUGUAUGACUAUGUUUCUGCAAGUACGGUUGGAUCUACAGAUACAGAUCCUCUUUUAGAUCUCAAUGCUGUAGAGGAAAAUAGUAUUUCAUGGUAUACUGUUGCUAUUCUUGGUAAAUCUGAAGAUAUUAUUCUUUUACAGACAGAAACACGUAUUCAUAUGGAAAAAUUUGAACAUAUGCUUUCUUUAGCUCUACAUGGUUGUCAACAAAUUUAUAAAAUUAUGGAUAAUAGUAUUCGAAAUGCAGUAUCGUCAUAG